Molecule: messenger RNA, 764 nt
Organism: Drosophila eugracilis
Lineage: Eukaryota; Metazoa; Arthropoda; Insecta; Diptera; Drosophilidae
Exons: 2
Coding region: 80-526 (148 amino acids)
Biological process (GO): sleep; positive regulation of voltage-gated potassium channel activity; regulation of synaptic transmission, cholinergic
Source: RefSeq, a predicted model, not a curated record
AAUUCUAUUAAUUCUUACAGCAUCGGCGUUGGAAAAAUCAUCUAUUGGAGAUCUUAAAAACCAAACAAAAAACCACAAAAUGUCAACAACUAUGUUUAUCUAUGCCGUGUGCCUGGCAUUGGUUGCGAAUUUCCUAACAGUGAGCGCCAUUCGGUGUCAUCAGUGCAACUCGCACGACAACGAUGACUGCGAUGGCCUGGUGGUGAACACUCCCCGUGCCCAGAGGGACAACCAGUACCUGACCGACUGCAUUCCUCCCAAUGGCAAGGAGGCCUUCUGCCGGAAAACGGUGAUCAAGUUCGAUCAGAACAAUGAGCACAGGAUUGAAAGGAGCUGCGGAUUUAUCCAGGAGAAGAUACAAAAUGCCUGUUUCACGGCCGACAACGAGGGCUACAAACAGAUCAUAUGCACCUGUGCCGAAGAGGGAUGCAACGGAGCCGACUCCUUGCUGGGAGCCCGCCAGGUGGGCUACAGUCUGGUUGCAUCCGUGGUCAGUCUGGCAGUGGCCACCAUUCUCAGACACUAAAUUAACUAAGCACCCGAUCAGCUUAACUCCUGUGCGUGCAUCCUGUAUCCUGCAUCCAAAAAGUACCUUAUCUUAACUGGUUAAACUAAGUCUUAAAUAUUUUGCACUAAGUCCUUUGAUGUUUGCCAUAAUUAGCUGUGUACACAUCCCAUCUGUCAACUGGCAACUUUUGUGUUUAGUCUCGUAUUUUGUGUUUUUAUUUAAUUUCUAUGAAAAUAUAAGCAUAAUAUUUAAAUUA